Xenopus laevis (African clawed frog) is the source of this 2979-nucleotide messenger RNA. It is a transcript of the gene ankrd10.S, whose product is annotated as ankyrin repeat domain 10 S homeolog. The transcript has 7 exons. The coding region runs from base 200 to 1447 and encodes 415 amino acids. Lineage: Eukaryota; Metazoa; Chordata; Amphibia; Anura; Pipidae. The record is from RefSeq and is a predicted model, not a curated record.
ACCGUAUAGUGCGUGUUAGUGUUCCUGUAGCCAUGCUGAGCCAGUGUAUACAUACUCAUCCCACCCUCUAGGCGUGCUCCAGCUCUGAUUGGCUGGAUAUGAUUCAGUAAUGGGCGCUGCCCUGAACGUCCCUCCUCCAGGCUCGCUGAGUGAGUGGGAAGUGUGAGUGCGCGCGUGUGAAAGCAGUGUGUGGUCAGUCAUGUCUGUGUGCUCAGAAUCCGGCUUCUCCAGCGAGGAGGUGCUCAGUCUGCGUUUCCCUUUACAUCGCGCCUGCCGAGAUGGAGACCUAAGCUGCCUCCGCUCACUACUGCAGGGCCCUCCGGGAAACACCGCGCUGCAGCUCGGCAAGGAGGACUCCUGCUACGGCUGGACCCCCAUACAUUGGGCCGCGCACUUCGGCAAGCUGGAGUGUCUUAUUCAGCUGGUUGGAGCAGGAUGCUCAGUGAAUGCCUCUACAACUCGGUUUGCACAAACUCCAGUUCAUAUUGCGGCUUUCGGGGGUCAUCCCCAGUGUUUGAUGUGGUUGAUUCAAGCAGGUGCACAAAUAAACAAACAGGUGAACUGUUCAAAAUUUAGCAGGGAUUAUGUUGGUGAAACCCCUGUCCAUAAGGCAGCAAGGGCUGGUAGCAUGGACUGCCUAAAGGCCCUAAUAUCCAAUGGAGCGCAAAUAGACAUCAGGAAUGCCAGUGGUUUGACUGCUGCCGACCUUGCACACUCACAAGGGUUCAGAGAUUGCGCCCAGUUCCUCCUAAACUUCCAGAACAGUCGGCUCAACGGUUUCUAUUGUAGCAGCUCCUUAAAUGGUGUUCACGAGAGCACCCCAUCUAAUCACCUCAAUGGGAUUGCUAACCGCAAAAGGUCCUUCAAUGACUUUGAGGCUUCCGCAUUCAAGAAACCUAGAACAGAAGUGAAUGGGUUUGUAGCUGCUAAUCCUGAGUUUAUGACUGGAGGCUUGGAGGAAGAUGAUGAGAAUAUGCACGUUGAAACUCAAUGCAUGGAGAUAUCAGAUGUCAACAGUAGCGCACUCUUCAGCACACUUACAAAUGGACAAGCGACCAAUGGAGACACCGCAAAUCUCCGCAAAUCUAGCCCAGGCAAAUUCCUUUCUUCUCCCAAUGGAUUCAGCAGUGUCACCAUAAUAAAUGGGAACAGAGAACACCUGGACCAACAUGGCAAUCUUACUGAGAACAAAGAGCAGCUUGUGAAUUCUUCAAUGUGCCGAUCUUUGCAUACAAAUGGAAGUCCUACUAGUUGGGUUUCUCAAAAACCAUCCUGGGCUAAUGGUCUCGGGGAGAGCUUACAUUUUGGACAUUACCAUGGAUUUGGGGACACAGCUGAAAGCUUUCCUGAUCUCAGCAGUGUUGAAGAACAUUCCAAUACAGUCCAAGUUGAGCAUAAAUACAACAGCACAUUUAUAAGCACGCUCCAUCAGUACCAAGGAUUCUAAGAAGCAAUAUACCUGCUAAACUUACAUUUUUUUUUUAAACAACUGUUAUUCCUAAAAACUACAGAAUUCCCUUAAAAUGUAGUUUUACUAUGACAUUAGGUUGCACCUUGUAAAUGACAUUUCAAACAAAGAUUCCAUCAUGCAAGUUCUUUUCUCUUGGAAGCAGAUGAGAUAUUUUGCCUCAAAGUAGUUCUGGACAAAAAGUACAGUCUAGAAUAAGAUUGGCAACUCUUUGAAAGAGUAUUUUGUUUAGAUAAAACUUUUUAAUUUUUUUUCCCCAGUACUAUGCAAGUGGUGAUUAAAAAAAAAAAAAAGAUAUUCCGGUAAUUAUUUUUGUAGCAACGUGUUUUCUAAUUUUGAAUUAUUCUCUACAUAGAUAUUUACUUGCGUUAGUUCUGCCUUGCCAAGUUGCAUGUACUGCAUUCUAGUAUCAUAAUCACCUGCAUAUCCUUUAUUUUCUAUUUUAUGUGAUGGAAAUGGCUGCAUUUUUGCUUUGAAAACAUGUUCAUUUAGAAAGACACACCAAGGCACAUUUAUCAAGGGUCGAAUUUCAAAUUCUUGUGUUUUUUCGCAUGAAUUUGAUUAUACUCGAAAUUCAAAUAUUCGACUAUUUAGUAAUAAGAUCAAAUAUGUAAAACUCGGAUGAAUUUUACAGACUCUGAAACUUGAGUCGAAUGCGGCCAAACUCGAUUUGAGUUUUUUCGAAUGUCAGGAAGGCUACAAACAUCACCAAAUCGAUCCCUGGACCUCUCCCAUUGACUUCUACAGUAAUUUGGCAGGUUUUAGAUGACAGUCUAAUUUGAAUUCUUAAGGGGCCACAGUAUGAUAAAUCUCAAAUUCGAAUUCAAAUUUUUUUAAAAAAAACGAAUCAUUUGGAUAAUUCCCUAGUCAAAUUUGACCGUUUUGACCAAAAAAAAAAUAGAGAAUUUGAAUUUUCAAUUCGACCCUUAAUUAAUCUGCUCCACCGUAUAAGUAAACUUCACUUGUUGCAGAAAAGAAUGGGGAUUUUUUUUUAUUGUAAUUUUGCAAGCAAUAGGUAAUAAUGCUUCCAUCUAAAAUAUCAGUCCCAUUCUAGACAUAAUGGUGGUGUCCUUGGCAUCAGCAUGUUUUUUACUUGUAAGCAUCAUUUAAUGUUCCAUUGUUUUUUGGGGGGUUUUUUACUACUUUUUGAUGUGGCAGUUGUGCUGCCUGUCACUAUUGUAGUGUUGAUAUUCUUAUACAAACAGAAGCCUUUUUGUAUAAAUGUGUUUUUGCUUUUUUGUAUAUUUUGUAUAUUUGUCGAGAUUCACUUUUGCACAUCAUUGACAAAUGUUAGUUUUCCUAAAAUUUAAAAAUCUUAUCUGGUAAUUGUUUUCAGAAAAAAGCUUUAACCUAUGGUGUAUAACGUUCUACUGCAUUUAUUUUUUGUUGAAUAUUGGCAGAAUUGUUUCUUUUCUUUAAUAUAAAUGUUGUCUUUUUUUCUUUUUCUUGUAUUUUGCAAAUGGAAAGCAGGACCCUAAUAUUUUGAAUAAAAUCCUAGUUAUUGCACCAGU